AUGUCCUACUCAAGUCUUCCCGUUAUCUCGAUCGCCGAGCUUGAGAAACACAAAUCCUCAAAGUCAUGCUACGUUACAAUUGGAAACAGGGUCUACGACAUUACCCCAUUCUUAAGCGACCAUCCAGGUGGUGAAGACUUGAUUAUUGAUUAUGCGGGCAAAGAUAUCGCGGCGAUCCUGGCGGACGAGAUUUCCCACACUCAUUCAGAAGCCGCCUACGAAAUAUUGGAUGAUUACCUUAUUGGCCUCCUCCCAACAGAGACAAACAGAAUGCCUCCAUCUCCCCCUGGCACUCCUCUCAGAGGCGCAACACCAAGGGCUGGAUCACCAAGUCCCUUAACUGGCAUGUCCAGCGAAGAGGAACUCUCAAUACCAACCGACAUUUCUGCUGAUUACAAAAAGCAUAAAUUCCUCGACUUAAAUCGGCCGCUGCUGAUGCAAGUAUGGUCUGGUGGGUUUUCCAAGGAAUUUUACCUCCAGCAGGUGCAUAGACCACGUCAUUACAAAGGUGGAGAGUCAGCGCCUAUCUUCGGGAAUGUGUUAGAACCACUCAGCAAAACUCCAUGGUGGGUUGUACCAAUGGUUUGGUUACCUUGUAUCUGUUAUGGAGUUUUUGAAGCGCACAAGGGAUUGCCAAAUUAUGGUGUCCAGGCUGCGUUUUUUUCGGUUGGGCUUGCGCUUUGGACAUUGAUCGAAUAUGUGCUACAUCGAUGCCUGUUUCACUUGGAUGAAAAAAUGCCAGAUAACCGUGUAUGCAUUACGAUGCAUUUCCUGCUUCAUGGAGUUCAUCACUUUCUUCCGAUGGACAAACUUCGUCUUGUUAUGCCUCCAACAUUGUUUGUUGUACUCGCGACACCAUUUUGGCAUUUAGCGCACUUUGUGUUCUUCUGGGACUGGAACGUGGCCGUCAGUGUUUUCUGUGGUGGUAUCUUCGGAUAUGUUUGUUACGAUCUGACCCAUUACUUUUUGCACCAUAAAUCCCUCCCGUCAUACUACAAGGAACUGAAGAAGUACCAUCUCCAACAUCACUUUGCCGACUACCAGAAGGGAUUUGGCGUCACUUCGAAGAUUUGGGACAAAGUCUUCGGAACGGAGUUGAUGUAUGGUGGCCCCGCUCCUUUGAAGGAGGAGUAA
Messenger RNA from Morchella importuna, 1134 nucleotides. RefSeq lists its product as uncharacterized. Gene Ontology annotation, biological process: lipid biosynthetic process; fatty acid metabolic process. The record is from RefSeq and is a predicted model, not a curated record. Gene Ontology annotation, cellular component: membrane; endoplasmic reticulum. NCBI's taxonomy places the organism in Eukaryota, Fungi, Ascomycota, Pezizomycetes, Pezizales, Morchellaceae. The transcript has 4 exons. Bases 1 to 1134 code for a protein of 377 amino acids. Gene Ontology annotation, molecular function: iron ion binding; heme binding; fatty acid 2-hydroxylase activity.